Polyodon spathula (Mississippi paddlefish) is the source of this 1398-nucleotide messenger RNA. RefSeq names its product uridine phosphorylase 1-like. The transcript has 8 exons. The record is from RefSeq and is a predicted model, not a curated record. Gene Ontology annotation, molecular function: uridine phosphorylase activity. Gene Ontology annotation, cellular component: cytoplasm; cytosol. Gene Ontology annotation, biological process: nucleotide catabolic process; uridine catabolic process. Lineage: Eukaryota; Metazoa; Chordata; Actinopteri; Acipenseriformes; Polyodontidae. The coding region runs from base 270 to 1205 and encodes 311 amino acids.
GUUGAAUUUAUGCAUGAGCCUAAGACUGUGUGAUUUCCGUACCAAGAUGAAUUUGCAGUUAUUGCAACGAGCAAACUUCAUUUGGUACGUGUUUGAUUAACAUAACGUACAGCGCACUUAAUCCAGGAAUUGUCUGUGAGAACCAAUAGCAUUGAACUCUGGUACUGUACAGUGUAAGGAACAACCCAGAAAGGAUGCAGUGUUAAUGUACAUUACACAGAGCUUAACAGAAUCCAGUUUCGUUUUGACAAAGGAUUACAGAUUGUAAAAUGGCACCUGGCUUCAACAAUAAAGAGAAAAAGGAUGGGGCGAGCUCUAAGGAAACUUCCAUCCACCUGUCAAAUCCCCACUUGAACUCAAUGAAAGAAGAUAUAUUGUACCAUUUUGACCUUGGAACCAGCAGCCAUGAUUUACCAGCAAUGUUUGGGGAUGUCAAAUUUGUGUGUGUUGGAGGGAGCCCCUGGAGAAUGAAAGCUUUUAUCCAGUACAUUGCUGGAGAGCUGGGACUGGGAGACCCCAAUGCAGAUUAUCCUAACAUCUGUGCAGGAACUGACCGCUACAGCAUGUACAAAGUAGGGCCGGUGUUAUCAGUCAGUCAUGGUAUGGGCAUCCCUUCAAUUGCAAUAAUGUUACACGAGCUCAUUAAACUACUGUAUCAUGCUAAGUGUACUAACGUCACAGUCUUACGCAUUGGGACAUCAGGUGGAAUAGGACUUGAGCCAGGUACAGUGGUCAUCACAAAGCAAUCUGUGGAUGCCCUGUUUAUGCCACAGUUUGAGCAGGUAAUUCUGGGAAAGACUGUAAUCCGCAGUACAGACUUGGAUGAAGAACUCGUACAACAGCUGUUGCAGUGCAGCCAGGAAAUAGAUGAGUUCAAAACGGUCAUUGGAAACACCAUGUGUACCACAGAUUUCUAUGAAGGUCAGGCUCGUCUGGAUGGUGCUUUCUGCUCAUACACUGAAAAGGAAAAGCUUAGUUACCUGAAGGACGCCUAUGAAGCAGGCGUCAGGAAUAUUGAGAUGGAGUCUUCUGUGUUUGCAGCAAUGUGCAAACUAAGUGGUAUUCGAGCUGCUGUAGUGUGUGUGACCCUGCUAAACCGUCUUGAAGGGGACCAGAUUUCCAGCUCUCACGAUGUGCUUGUCAAUUACCAGCAACGCCCACAGAAGCUAGUGGGGUACUUUAUUAAGAAACAACUUCAAGUCUAGUGCUCAGCUAAUGAUAGUGUUGCAGUCUGAAUUUCACUUAGCGUUAGCUUAAAUAUUCUUCAUAUAUUUUGUUUGAUAAUAAUUGUGUUUUUGGUGUAUACUAUGUAUUAUUACUAAUGUUAUUGUUAGAAGAAGAGGCCGUUUUAUUUUAACAACCAUACACAAAAGACACAGGACACUUUAGUAGCUUUUA